This is a messenger RNA of Papaver somniferum (opium poppy), 3236 nucleotides long. Its product is annotated as FHA domain-containing protein PS1-like. Gene Ontology annotation, molecular function: protein binding. Gene Ontology annotation, cellular component: nuclear membrane. The record is from RefSeq and is a predicted model, not a curated record. The coding region runs from base 228 to 3026 and encodes 932 amino acids. The transcript is spliced from 7 exons. Lineage: Eukaryota; Viridiplantae; Streptophyta; Magnoliopsida; Ranunculales; Papaveraceae.
ACGUCUGCGUGAUUCCAGCCUCCAGGUCAUUUCAUAAAUGUAGAUAAAAAAUGAAAAUCUAGCCGUUUCAAAAUCAAAGCGCAAAACGAGCCCAAAUUUUCAAUUUCAAAAUUUGAAAUAAUAAAUCCCUAAAAUUCAUUUUUCAUAAUUUCAAUUUCUCAAAGAAAGAGAAACUCAGUCACAACUCUCUUCUUCAUAAACCCUAGAUCUCUGUAUAUCUCUCAACAAUGGCGGAUGAGACAGAGAAAGUAGAAGAGAAGAAAAUCCCUGUGUUUACAGUCUUAAAGAAAGGUUCUAUUGUCAAGAACAUCUAUCUUGAUAAUCUAUUGAUUUCUGGGGAAGAUGAUUCUGUAUUAGUCGGAGGAGAAGAAGAGGAGGAGAUAUUCAUUGUUGGUAGACAUCCAGAUUGUAAUAUAAUGCUAGAACAUCCGAGUAUUAGUAGAUUUCAUCUCAAGAUUUACUCUAAAACUUCUUCGAAAUCGAUCUCCGUCAUGGAUUUAUCAUCAGCUCAUGGUACAUGGAUUUCGGAUCAGAAGAUUGAACCACAAGUUAGAGUAGAUCUGAAUGAAGGUGAUACGCUUAGAUUAGGUGCUUCAACUAGAGUUUACAGAUUACAUUGGGUUCCACGUUCAUUUGAUCUUGAAAACUCGCCCAAUUUUGAAAAUCCGUUUUCAAUUCAAGAGAAAGAAGAGGUAGAAGAAGGAAGAGACGACAUGAAUGAGAAUGAUUGUCUUGAUUCUCAUGAAAAAUUCCCAAAUGAAGAAAAGGAAAAUGAAGGAGAAGUUAACGAGAUGGAGCAUGAAAUCUCUUUUGAAAGAGAGGAGAAUCAUACUCUGUUAUCGGCAUUACCAAUGUCGGAAAACGGAAAUGCUUCAUUUGUUUGUGAAGAUGAUAAUGGAGUACAUAAUAUGAUGGCAGUGGUGAGAGAAGAAGGAAGGGAGAGUCCUUUGAGGUCUAGAGCUACGGGUGAAGAAUCUGUGUUUUCAUCAACCUUGGCUGCUGUAGAGAGUGUUGUAGAAGAAACAAGUCCUCAGCAGAUUGACAAGGAAAACGUGACUCUACAGUCUCUUGUUGAUAUGAAUAAUGUAUUAUCUGAACUUGCAAAUCAAGAGAGUCCACCAAUGAAAUCAGAAAAGAAGUUUGGUACGCCGAAUAUUUGGUCGAGACGAGGCAAGUCUGUUGGUUCGAUUCAGAUUGAAAUAGCUAAGAGCAGUGUAAAGAAGGUUGAGGGUAGUUCUAAGCAAGAGAUGGAAGAAGAAUUUGCUCCAGAGAAGGAGAAUUGUACACCAAGACCUGCACCUGGAAUGAAGUUGAUGAGAAAAGAGGUUGGGUCAGAUGAGGUCAGGAAUACUGGAUCAUUUGCUUCAAAGGUUAGGAGCAGAAUGAAGAAUAUGGAGGUUAACAGUGCUAAUGUGUUAGAGGAGGAAAUAGUUUCUCGAAUUCUUUUUCCAGGUGUAGAUAAUGAAGGUGAGGAAUUGCAUACUCCAGAUAAAGAGAAUUCUGCACCUAGAUCCUUACUUGGAUCGAAAUCAAAGAAAAAGGGUAUCUUAGAAGAAAUGAAGAAUCAAAAUUCUGGUCCCUUGCGUUCUAAAGUUAGUACAUACCCGAAUAUUGAUGAAGAUCUAGAAGCUGAAGAACUCUUUACUCCAGAUAAGGAGAAUAUCACUCUAGGACGACGCGUACUUGGGAUGAAAUCAAAGAAGAAAGGUUGCUUAGCAGUAGUGAAGAACCAAAGUUCUGGAUCUCUGGGUUCAAAAGCUGCAAUGCACUCAAAUAUUCUUCAGGAGGAAUAUCGAAAAUGUGAAGAAGAAAUAUUCACUCCAGAUAAGCAGAAUUUCUCCCCAAGACCUAUAUUUGGGAUGAAUUCAAUGGAAGACGGUGGGCUAGAGGAAUUGAAGAAUUUUGAAUCUCCAAACUCAAAGUUCAUUACUACCCCAAAUUCCGAUGUCGAAGAAGGUGGAUUCUACUUUUCAGACAAAGAGAAUUUGACACCUAUAGUUUCUGGAGACUCAAAAUCAAGGAAAUCUAGUUUUAGAGAUCAUGUAAGAAAUGAAUCAGAGAUGAUUUUGAGCAAGAGAGAAGAAGGAAGAGUGCCUUUUCAGUCCCUUCUAUCACCAAAUUCCAUCAGCAAAAGCGUGUCAGAGUUCUCAGCUCCUUUUAUUAUUACUACCACGAGCUGUGAUUCAGCCAACUUCCGCCGAUCUACUGAAAAGAACUGUGUUUCAUUUCCCAAUAACCUGUCUGGCGAGGAGGCUAAUAACAGAAGGUGGAAUAUGGUGGUAGAUACAGGUUGUCUUCUAGAUAAGGAUUCUUGGAAGUCCUUAAAACUACUUGAAGGCAUUAAAGGGACUCACCUCAUUAUACCAAGAAUGGUCAUAAGGGAGCUGGAUGGUCUCAAGCGACAGGGUAGCCGGGGUAGCCUGUUCAAAAGGGCAAUAGAGGUCUCUUCUUCUGCUGUAUUGGACUGGAUCGAAGAGUGCAUGAUCAAAACAAAUUGGUGGAUUCAUGUUCAGAACUCGCUGGAGGAGAGCUUGCCCACAGCACCAACCCCUCCUGCAUCGCCACACCCUAUAUUAAGCGACGCAAAUUACGAUGCCUUUGGUAGGGCACUCCAGUUAUCUUCAUUUGGGAGUCCGGUGGAGAUUGCUACCCCGACAGCUCAAGACCAUACCCUUGAAUGCGCUCUACUUUUCAGGAGAAUUAAGAACAAUGAACGCCUUGUCCUUCUCAGUAACGAUGUUGCCCUGAAGAUCAAAGCCAUGGCAGAGGGAUUAAUCUGUGAGACAGCUGAAGAGUUUCGAGAAAGUCUCGUGAGCCCAUACUCUGAAAGAUUCAUGUGGGCAGGGAGCACACCGAGAGGACCUACUUGGUCUAGCUUCAAUGACACGUCAGUUUUAAGAGAGAAAUGUUUUCAAGAUUUUCCGCUGAAGAAGACGAAGUCUGCUGAGGGAGUGAAGGGAUUGAAGCUCAUACUGCUCCAUAACUCCUCGCAUUAUGGCAAGAUAAUGACUUCUACAGUCAACUAGAGAACCAGACGGUAGUCCCAUUAUAGAUAUAUACAUAAAUUACUCAAUAUGCUGUUUUUGUUGUUGUUUCUCCUUGGAACAAACAUGUGACACUGAAAAUUGAGUUCAUUUUCUGCUGGCCGAAACUUUUGGCCACAGAAUAUAAGAAAGUUAGUAUUUGGCGACAUCAUAUAUCAACCCUUAAGCUGCAUUGCAAUGACAUAAUGUUUU